ACUCACCCGGACACCCUCCAGCACCUCCCUGCAGCAGGCACAGCUCCAGCAUGAACUGUGGCAUGCCUGAGCCUGCCCGCCACCUGCCCUGAGCCCCCGUGCCUGUGCUGCCUGUGGGGAGCCCCAUCCCUGGCCAUGGAGAAGACCUACUCAUUGACAGCCCACUACGAUGAGUUUCAGGAGGUGAAGUAUGUGAGCAAGUACCAGAGCGGCACCCUACCCAACGGCUUCGCCCUCCAGCUGGGCACCGGGGCCAAAAAACGCCGUGGGGGCCUGCCGCGCUGGAGCCGCCGGGAGGUCUGCCUUCUCUCGGGGCUGGUGUUCGCUGCGGGGCUCUGCGUCAUCUUGACGUGCAUGCUGGUCCUCAAGUACCUGGCGGCUGAAGGGGACAGCUACUGCCUGGAGGGGUGCCAGGAGAAGAAGGCCUUCCUGCGGGCAUCCCGCUUCCUCAGCUCCAACAUGGAUGCCACCAUCGACCCCUGCCAGGACUUCUACUCCUUCGCCUGUGGCGGCUGGCUCCGGCGACACGGCAUUCCCGAGGACAAGCUGGUGUACGGCACCAUCGGAGCCAUCGCCGAGCAGAACGAGGCCAAGCUGCGGGCGUUGCUGAGCCGCCCCGUGCGGCGCCGAGCCCCUGCCUCGGCCGAGAGGAAGGUCAAGGAGUUUUUCCGCUCGUGCCUGGACCGGGCUGAGAUUGACCGGCUGGGCCCGCGGCCCAUGCUGGAGGUCAUUGGGGAGUGUGGCGGCUGGGAUGCCCCCCCAGGCCGCGGGGACCUCAACGAGCUGCUCUACAAGACGCAGGGGGUCUACAGCGCUGCCGUGCUCUUCUCCCUCACCGUCAGCCUGGACGAGAGGAACACUUCCCGCUACGUCAUCCGGAUCGACCAGGAUGGGCUGACUCUGCCUGAACGGACCCUCUACCUGGGGCAGGAUGAGGAGAGCGAAAAGAUCCUGGCUGCAUACCGGGUGUUCAUGGAGCGGCUGCUCACCCUCCUGGGAGCCGAGCAUGUGGAGCAGAAGGCCCAGGAGAUCCUGCAGCUGGAGCAGCACCUUGCCAAUAUCACGGUGUCUGAGUACGAUGAUGUGCGGAGGGACAUCAGCAGCAUGUACCACAAAGUGACCCUAGGUGAGCUGCAGCGGAUCACCCCCACGCUCAAGUGGAAGCGCUUGCUGGACCGCAUCUUCCAUGACAACUUCUCGGAGGAGGAGGAGGUGGUGCUGCUGGCCACUGACUACAUGCACAAGGUGUCCGACCUCAUCCGCGUGACGCCCAGCAGGAUCCUGCACAACUACAUGCUGUGGCGCAUCGUGGUGGUGCUGAGUGAGCACCUCUCCACCCCCUUCCGCGAUGCCAUCCAUGAGCUCUCCAAGGAGAUGGAGGGCAAUGAGAAGCAGCUUGAGCCAGGCAAGAUCUGCCUGAGCCAGGCCAACAAGCACUUCGGCAUGGCCCUGGGUGCCCUCUUUGUCGAGGAGCACUUCUCAUCCACCAGCAAAGCCAAGGUGCAGCAGCUGGUGGAGGACAUAAAAUACAUCCUGGACCAGCGCCUGGAUGAGCUGGACUGGAUGGACGAGGAAACACGGAGAGCGGCCAGGGCCAAGCUCCGGUACAUGAUGGUGAUGAUCGGGUAUCCCGAUUUCCUGCUGAAGCCAGAGGCCAUUGACAAGGAGUAUGAGUUCGACGUGGACGAGAAGACCUACUUCAAGAACAUCCUCAACAGCAUCGCUUUCAGCAUCAGGCUCUCGGUGAAGAAGAUCCGACAGGAGGUGGACAAGUCCGCGUGGCUGCUGCCUCCCCAGGCGCUGAAUGCCUACUACCUGCCCAACAAGAACCAGAUGGUGUUCCCCGCUGGCAUCCUGCAGCCCACCCUCUACGACCCCGAGUUCCCGCAAUCGCUGAACUAUGGCGGGAUCGGCACCAUCAUCGGGCACGAGCUGACCCACGGCUACGAUGACUGGGGGGGACAGUACGACCGGCACGGGAACCUGGUGCACUGGUGGACGGAACGGUCGUACAGCAAGUUCCUGAAGAAGGCACAGUGUAUCGUCAACCUGUACGACAACUUCACCGUCUACAAUCAGCGGGUGAAUGGCAAACAUACGCUGGGGGAGAACAUCGCUGACAUGGGGGGGCUCAAACUCGCCUACUAUGCCUACCAGAAGUGGGUGCGAGAGCACGGCCCCGAGCAUCCCCUGCACCACCUGAAAUACACACAUGACCAGCUCUUCUUCAUCGCCUUUGCCCAGAACUGGUGCAUCAAGCGGCGAUCCCAGUCCAUCUACCUGCAGGUGCUGACGGACAAGCAUGCGCCGGAGCACUACAGGGUCCUGGGCAGUGUCUCGCAGUUCGAGGAGUUCGGACGGGUUUUCCACUGCCCCAAGAACUCGCCCAUGAACCCGGUGCACAAGUGCUCGGUGUGGUGAGGCCGAUCCCCCCGGCAGGCUGGCAACCCCUGGUCCCCAUCCCUGCCUGUGUGCCACCCUGUGCCGGCUCCUCACCUCUGCCCAUCUCCCCGCUCCUACUCUCCAGGCAAAGGGGGCACCCCUGGGUGACACAGGGGGUCACCCCCCCAAAGACAGGCAUCUGCCCGAGGGGUGGAGGCAGUGGGGAGGCACUUGGGGUGGGCAUGAGCUCCUGCCCAGACACAGCUGCCUCCUGCCCAUUCCCUCCUACCCCCUACCCUGCAAACUGGGGGGGGCUGAGUACUCAUGGAGGAACUAGGCAAUGCAGGGCACCCCUUAAGCACCCGUGUACCCCCUCUUCUGUCCACCUACCCCAAAUCCUUCACCCAGCCCUAUCACAUCCAGUCCAGUGCCGGUCAAGGCAGGGGGGGUGAACCGGAGACACUGUGGAGUUGACCCAUGCCAAAAGCCUCCCCCUGCCCGGUGCCCUCCCUGCCAUCCCCCAUACCAGCCCCAUCCUGUCCCUGCAUCAGCCCUGCCAGGGGGUGGGCACAGCCAGCAGAUCUUGGGGCCUGGUGAUGCCAGCCUGCCCCGGGAGAGUGGGGACACAGAUGCCUGCUGUAUUUUUUGCUGCUGU
Messenger RNA from Harpia harpyja (harpy eagle), 3037 nucleotides. RefSeq names its product endothelin converting enzyme like 1 (gene ECEL1). The transcript has 17 exons. Gene Ontology annotation, cellular component: plasma membrane. Gene Ontology annotation, molecular function: metalloendopeptidase activity. The coding region runs from base 136 to 2421 and encodes 761 amino acids. NCBI's taxonomy places the organism in Eukaryota, Metazoa, Chordata, Aves, Accipitriformes, Accipitridae. The record is from RefSeq and is a predicted model, not a curated record. Gene Ontology annotation, biological process: protein processing.